Ostrea edulis (European flat oyster) is the source of this 1713-nucleotide messenger RNA. RefSeq names its product opioid growth factor receptor-like protein 1. The record is from RefSeq and is a predicted model, not a curated record. Lineage: Eukaryota; Metazoa; Mollusca; Bivalvia; Ostreida; Ostreidae. The transcript is spliced from 7 exons. Gene Ontology annotation, molecular function: opioid growth factor receptor activity. Bases 519 to 1619 code for a protein of 366 amino acids. Gene Ontology annotation, cellular component: membrane.
GGGAAUUCUACAUCCCACAAAACAAAUUCAAAGUUUAAACAAACAUCGAUGGGAAACUUUUUGACAGGAUCUAAGGCCGAAAAGAAACCGAGUGUAUGUUAAUUUCAUCACAAUGCCUAUCUUUAUAAAUAUAAUAUGAUCUAAUAUAAUAUAUAAUAAAAGGCAAUAUCGACGAUCUAUGUGAUUGUUUGUAAGGUGAAGAAAUAUUGGCUCUGAAAUCCAAUAGUUUACCGAAGUUAUGUCCCUUUGAUCCCAGCAUUUGUUGAAAUCCCUUUACACUGUAACACUGUUCAUGUACCAGUUACUUAAGCUUUGGUACUGCUGGAAUUUACAAGUGAAUUUGAAGUUUCGAUCCUUCCUUAAUUACUGAUUUAUUGGUUGCACCAUUUCUGGCAAUGCAGCAUAUUAUGAAAGCUGUUUAGUUUUACAAAAGAAAAAAAAGAAAAGAAAAAAAAAAGGAAGGCUACAGAUGGAAAACCUACAAAAGGAAAUGUGUGAAACAUUAGGUUUUCACCUAGAUGAUGAAGAAAAAGAAAAGUGUUCUGGAAGAUGAAACAUCAUAUUUUUCACAUUACCGCCAUAAUGAUUUAGAACAAUACAGACUGGGAUAUCCUGGCAAAAAAGAUUACAAAAGAAUGACAGACAACUGGAAAUUUUAUUGCAAUGAGUUAAGGUCUUACCCAGAUGGCGACUUCAUAGACAAUAUCCAUAAAAACUGGUGGGGUGAUUACGAGAGACUUGAACGACAUCAUGGUUAUGUGCAGUGGUUGUUUCCGAUCAGAGAAACGGGAAUGAAUUUCCAUGCGCAAGAACUUCAAAUGCAUGAAAUUGAGAAAAUAAUGGAUGACGAAGAAGCUUUUAGUCGAGUUCUGAAGUCUUACGAAAUGCUGUUGGAUUUCUAUGGGAUGAAAUUAGACAGAAAAACAGGAAGAAUUAGCAGAGCUCAAAACUGGAGGGAGAGGUUUAAUCAUUUGAAUAGGUCGUAUCACAACUAUUUACGGAUAACAAGAAUUCUGAAGUUCCUAGGAGAGUUUGGUCAUGAGCAAUACAAGCGUCCAUUUGUUGAGUUUGUUUUGGAGGAGGCAAUGGAACACGGAACAUUAGGAAAUACUCUGGAAAGUUGUGUAAAGUAUUGGUUAGAGACAAUCAAAAGCGAUGAGGACCGGAAGCAACUCAGAGAAUAUAUACGCAAGAUGGAAGCGGGAUACAAUUCUCCGGAUGAUGGGACAGAUGAUAAAGAUUUAGUGUCUAAUGAGGAAGUGGAAAAGAUGAUUGAAAAAUCCAGGCAAAAUCAGGAAGACUUGGAUAAGGCUUCAAACAAGGAAUGGGAGGAAAAGGAAGAAAAAAUAAAGAAGAAUUCGCAGAAAAGGGAAACGAAAUCCGAAGAAACCACAGCAAAUGAGGCCACGAAGAAAGACAUCAAUAUGGAUAUCGGUAAUGCUGAUGAAGUUGGGAAUGAUGAUACAGAGAAGGCGGACAUGACUGACGUAUUGAAAGCCGAAAAAGACGAAAAGAAGAAAGAAUCGGGAGAAAAUGAAACAGAGAUGGAAAUAGACCCAAACUGUGAAAUGGAAACCAGCGAUCCACAGGAUUCUCAAAGAACACAGAAUGAUGCAUAAAGAUGAAUAAAAUAAACUAUUCUUAUCAAAUACGUAAUUUUUAUAUAAAUCGUUCAGAAUUCAUGAAUAUCGUCAUUAAAAUAUUGUCAUUGUU